AUGCCUUCUCUCGACGAUACAAAAACGGUUGACAUCAUCGACGAGAUCAACGACUUGCCCACUGGUGUACCCUGUCAUACCCGCGAUGAGCUUGAGAGAAGAUUACUGAGGAAGCUUGAUUUGCACAUGUGCAUGAUACCGGUUUUGUAUACCCUGAACCUAGUCAAUGUUCGGUUACAAGGUUUUGAGAAAGACCUGCACCUGCAGGGGCAACAAUUCGCCACGAUCUUGUCUGUCCUAUUUGUUGGAUUCAUUAUCAUGGAAGUCCCAGGAAACAUGUUCCUGCACUGGCUGCAGAGACCUGCUGUCUUUAUUCCAUCUUGUAUGAUAGUAUGGGGUACAAUAUCAGUAUUAACAGGUUUUUAUACUGGGGUUCUUUUUGCCCGCUUAUUUCUUGGCUUUGCCGAAGCGCCCUUCUACCCUGGUGUUAUUUUUCUUGUAUCUAGAUGGUACAAGCGGAACGAGCUCGCCUCUAGACUAGCUCUCGUUUCUUAUGGAAUUCCCCUUAGCUCUGCAUUCGGAUCCUUGUUUGCAUCUGGUAUACUUCGCGAAAUGCAGGGCAAACUUGGUCAAGCUGCAUGGAGAUGGUUGUUUUUCAUUGAAGGCGGCAUCACCAUCUUAGUCGCAAUUUGCGCGAUAUUCAUACUCCCAGAUUUCCCACACAACACCAGGUGGCUCACCCCUGAAGAAAGAGCACUUGCUAUUUCCCGCCUUGCAGAAGAUGGCUCAGGUAUGGCUGAUGAGCUUGGGAAACACAGCACCAUCCAAGGACUGCGGGAUGCUGUAUCUGACUGGAAGGUAUGGUGGUUUUCAGUUGCGCUCAUGUUCCAGUUGUUAGCGCAGUCUUUCACCGCUUACUUCCCGACGCUGUGCGCGACAUUGGGAUAUAACACAACUGAAACGUUGCUGCUCUGCGCUCCUCCUUGGGUGUUCGCGGGUAUAGUCGCAUGUGCUCUUACAUGGUACUCUGACAAGAAGCAAAGGCGUUUCAAAUACUUAGCUGCCUCCAAUGCACUCAGUGCCCUUGCAUUCAUUAUGUCAAUGUUUACGAUGAACAAGGCUGUGCGCUACAUUUCGUUGUUCCUGAUGACUCCGAUCCUCAGUGGAUAUCUGGUGCUCUGGGGGUGGAUCAACAAUACUUUCGCCAGAGAACCUGCGAAGCGAGCCGUUGUUAUUGCUUUGAUUAACGCAGUGGGGCAGAUAGGCAAUGGCCCGACAUAUCGUUAUUCCUAUGCCAUCUCCAUCGCAGCAAUUGGGGUUUCGACAGCUAUGUUCGGUGGGAUGCAUCUGUAUUUGAAGCAUUUGAAUGAGCAGAUUGAGAGGAACGAGCGAGAUGCGAAGGAUAUAAAGGAGCUUCGGGACCCGAUCGGGUUUAGAUAUCUGGUGUAG
Suillus clintonianus is the source of this 1389-nucleotide messenger RNA. Its product is annotated as major facilitator superfamily domain-containing protein. Gene Ontology annotation, molecular function: transmembrane transporter activity. Gene Ontology annotation, biological process: transmembrane transport. Gene Ontology annotation, cellular component: membrane. Bases 1 to 1389 code for a protein of 462 amino acids. The record is from RefSeq and is a predicted model, not a curated record. The transcript has 8 exons. NCBI's taxonomy places the organism in Eukaryota, Fungi, Basidiomycota, Agaricomycetes, Boletales, Suillaceae.